Messenger RNA from Pygocentrus nattereri (red-bellied piranha), 4566 nucleotides. It is a transcript of the gene pkn1a, whose product is annotated as protein kinase N1a. The transcript has 22 exons. The record is from RefSeq and is a predicted model, not a curated record. Gene Ontology annotation, molecular function: ATP binding; protein serine/threonine kinase activity; small GTPase binding. Lineage: Eukaryota; Metazoa; Chordata; Actinopteri; Characiformes; Serrasalmidae. Gene Ontology annotation, biological process: signal transduction; protein phosphorylation. The coding region runs from base 795 to 3596 and encodes 933 amino acids.
GUCUGUGCGCGCUCCCGAGCCAUCCUCAGUGAGUUGGGGCAGCGCGGUCUCUAUUCAGACACGCCGAGCGGUUCAACCGGCAAAAAACAGGCGUACGGCGCUGUUUAAUUCGCAGUUUAAACGGAUACCGACAACUCCGGGCGAUGGCGAGCGGCGGUUUGGACGGUUUCGGUGCCGGUUCAGCACGCGAAGACUGAAAGACACGGCUCGGUGAGAUGCGUUGAAUAAAGCGAGGAGGACUCAGCUCAGCUCAGCUCGGCUCGGCUCGGCUCUUCUCUCCUAGUUUGGCUAGCAGACCCUGCCCAUUUCCAGUGGUUUGGGGUUUUGGAAGCGGCUGACCAGCAUGCUUCUUCUAGCCGGGGUUUGACUUGGCUCGUUAUGGAUGUAUGUCUUCAGGCUUUUAGUUAAAAAUAGUCGUCCUUGCAGAAGCAUGAAGUGGACUUUACAUCUUCAGAUGAAGAUAUAAAACCUCUUUCAGAAAUCACUCUUAACUUGUAGCUGCUAUUCAACGGCUGUUCCUCUUUCCUUUUGACAACAGACGUGGUUGCUGAGCCCACAUGACAUUGACUGGAUGGACGUUGAACACCAGUGAAUAAGGCUUUAGUUCAAAUACGUCAGAUUUUAUUGAACAUCUGUUAUCUUUUACUUUAAGAAAGAGCUCUGGACGUACACAGCCCCUUUGUUAGUGACCACUGAUUCUCUGGAAGGAGGGGAAGCAGGAAAAAAACAACGGUUGCUGCUUUUUGGAGUGCCUGGCAAGCCAUCUGCGUUCACCAGAAACACCUGAAACAGAAAUGGCGAACGACUCAAUUCAGAGUGACCCCGGUGGGUUGUCUGUCCUGGAGCAGCUCGGCCUGGACCACAGCUCAGACUUCUCAGACUCAAGCGUGCAGCAGCGGCUGGACGAGCAGCGUGAGCGAAUCCGCCGCGAGAUCCGUAAGGAGUUAAAAAUAAAGGAAGGUGCGGAGAAUCUGCGCCGGGCCACCACCGACAAGCGCAAUGCUCAGCAGGUGGACAGCCAGUUGCGCAGCUCCAACCGCCGCCUUGACUCGCUCCACGCCCAGCUGCAGGAACUCGAUGCCCAUAUUGUUGUCAAGGGAACUGACGACACGCGAGAUGAUGUACCCCAGUCUCCAGGGGCAGAGAGUCGAGCAUCUGCUCAUCAGGAACGCAUUGCAGCCCUGGAGAGACAGCUCAACAUUGAGCUCAAAGUCAAGCAAGGGGCCGAAAACAUGAUCCCAAUCUAUGCCAAUGGCUCUACAAAGGAUAAGAAGAUGCUACAGACGGCCCAGCAGAUGCUUCAGGACAGCAAAACUAAGAUCGACAUCAUCCGCAUGCAGAUCCGUAAAGCGGCGCAGGCCUAUGAACACAACGAGGACACGCAGGGUAAGCCUGACCCGUGUGGAAUGGAGCUGAGGAUUGAGGAGUUGAGGCAUCAUUACCGAGUGGAGCAUGCUGUGGCUGAGGGAGCCAAGAAUGUACUGAGGCUACUGGGAGCCAGUAAAGUGCAGGACAAGAAGGCCAUGUCAGAGGCUCAGUGUCGUCUGAGUGAAUCCUCACAGAGGCUGGAUUUGUUGAGGGAUUCUUUAGACCAGCGUCUGGCUGAGUUGCCUGAGGAUCACCCUAAAGCGUGUUUAAUUAAAGAGGAGCUGGUUCUGGCCUCCUCACCCGCUUUCAGCUCCAGACAUGGCGCCCCCUACAUGCACAACAAGUACAGCACUCUCUCCAAACCAUCACCGCUCACUGGCACGCUGCAGGUGACAAUUCUGGGCUGUGUGGGCGUGAUGGAGGUGGUUCCGGGUCGUUGCCGUGGCAGCCCGGUGGUAUUGCCUUGCUAUAGUCCGGGUGAGGGUCGCUCGUUUAUGCGCAGCGGGAAGGGUCUUUACAGCCGCAGCGGCAGCGUGAGCGGCAAGAACACGCUCAAAACAGAUGAACUGUCCUCGGAGGUGAGUGCAGUGCUGAAGCUGGAUAACUCUGUGGUGGGCCAGACGGCAUGGAGGACUGUAGGAGAACAGGCCUGGGAUCAGACGUUCACUAUAGAGCUGGAGAGGAGCAGAGAGAUGGAGAUUGCAGUGUACUGGAGAGAUUACCGCUCUCUGUGUGCACUGAAGUUUCUGAAGCUGGAGGACUUUCUAGACAAUCAGAAACACCGAGUUCAGCUGGAGUUAGAACCACAGGGCCUGCUGCUGGCUGAGGUAACGUUCUUUAACCCUGUUAUCGAGAGGGUUCCACGCCUUAAAAGACAGAAGAAAGUCUUCUCUAAACAGCAGGGUAAAGCGUUCCUGCGUGCUCGUCAGAUGAACGUGGACAUUGGCACCUGGGUGCGGCUUUUAAGAAACGCUAUUCCAACAGUUAACAACACAGGAACCUACAGUCCGAGUUCAGCUCACACAAUACAGUCUGGGGAGAUCUCUGUGGAGAAGCUGAGUCUGGACUGUGACUCUCCCGUGAGAGUGGACCUCAGGAGAGACGUUACAGAUGCACACACUCCAGAGAGGCAGCCUGCCACUGAGCCUUGCCCUCCUCAAGAACCUUCUACACCUCAGCGAAACAGCAGAACACACUCACUCAGCGGUAAACAGAAAAAGACACCAUUGGGGCUGCAGGACUUCAGAUUGAUCGCUGUGCUCGGUAGAGGCCAUUUUGGCAAGGUGUUGCUGGCGGAGUAUAAGAAGUCAGGCACUAUGUACGCUAUCAAAGCACUGAAGAAAGGAGACAUUGUGGCCAGAGAUGAAGUGGAGAGUCUGAUGUGUGAGAAGCGGAUCUUUGAGAUCGUCAACAGUUCUCAGCACCCGUUCCUGGUGAAUCUGUUUGCGUGUUUCCAAACGCCUGAGCAUGUGUGUUUUGUAAUGGAGUACACAGCCGGCGGGGACCUAAUGAUGCACAUCCACGCUGACGUCUUUACUGAGCCACGUGCUGUGUUCUACGCUGCCUGUGUUGUGCUAGGCCUUCAGUUUUUACAUGACCAUAAGAUUGUAUAUCGGGACCUGAAGCUGGACAAUCUGCUGCUUGACACGGAUGGAUAUGUGAAAAUAGCUGACUUUGGACUGUGUAAAGAAGGUAUGGGGUAUGGGGACCGGACGAGUACGUUUUGUGGAACUCCAGAAUUUUUGGCUCCAGAAGUUCUGACAGACACGUCUUACACACGAGCAGUAGACUGGUGGGGCCUCGGAGUCCUGAUCUAUGAGAUGCUGGUUGGAGAGUCUCCAUUCCCGGGGGAUGAUGAGGAGGAGGUGUUUGACAGUAUAGUAAACGAUGAAGUCCGUUACCCACGAUUCCUGUCAUCUGAAGCUAUCGCCAUUAUGAGAAGGCUUUUAAGGAGGAACCCGGAGCGGAGGCUGGGCUCAGGAGAGAAAGAUGCUGAAGAGGUCAAGAAGCAGCCAUUCUUCAGGAACAUGGACUGGGAGGCUCUUCUUCUUCGGAAGCUUCCUCCUCCUUUCGUGCCCUCUAUCGGAGACAAAGAGGACGUCAGUAACUUUGAUGAAGAAUUCACAACGGAGGUGCCGUCUCUCACUCCGCCUCGAGAACCCCGCGUGCUCUCGCGCAAAGACCAGGACAGCUUCCGUGACUUUGACUAUGUCUCUGACCUCUGCUGAACUUCCUUGAAUGUCACAGGGAGGUUGAAGGCCACGUGGAAGUUGUCCACGAUCAUUCUGUUUUCUCUUCGACUGUGAUACCGGCGUAGCUAUGCCAUUACCACUACACUGUGACUCGGCGAAAAAUGAAGGGCAGGCCAUUGUGGCUGGCUUAUGUGUUUUAUGGACGCCAGAAUGACGUUUGCAGAGACUAAUGCUUGAUGAAUGUGUGAAGUUUUAUGCUGUAAUGGAGAAAGAAUUACGCAAAGGACAAGAAAUGAGAGGUGGAUAGUGAGAGAAUCAUGUGGACUCGGCAAGAGAGGAGGUGCUAAGGGCCAACUAGCAGAUUUCCAAUAUAAUGACAGAUAAAUGUGUAUUUUAAAGGAAAGUCUUUCUCCCAUACCACCUCUUUCUGUCUCUCACUUCUGCCUUUCACCUCAAAAUCAUUUAUUAAUGGAAGAUCAAGACAUUGAGAGCUUCCCUCCUUACCUGUGAGGUGUCUGAACCAAGUGAGACUUUUUACACACUGUGAUCUCUGAAAUGUUGCAAACGAAGAAUGAAAAUGCCUUAACUUUAUACUCUGUUCCUUUCAAAACUUUUAACUUUGAAGCAUGUUAAUCGAAGGAACUGAAAAGGUUGCCUUGAAUAGAUGGUGUGAUGUGAUGAAUAUAAAAGAACACAAUUGUAAGAAUCAUGAGGUUCUAAUCAUGAGAUCUAAGGUUUAUAUGAGCUAAUAUACAUGAGCAACAUUCACUGCUUAUUCUGGAUGUUUUUAGUAUUUUAGAAGAGCGGAAAAGGUGAAUUUGACAAAAUUGACCCUCAAAUAUGGCAAAAUCCAAGAAGACUCUUUGAACUAUGGAUGGUACCCACCAUUUUUCAACAUGAAACUCUAAGACUUAAAUGAGUUUAAAAUGGAGAAUUACUAUUCAUGAGAUUUAGUCAAGUGCAAACUUAAUUUGUGGUGUGAAUAAAAAGCCCAAAGGAUCUAAAA